AUGUACUCCUCUACUAUUCCGAAACACGUCCAUUCAGAAUUCCGAGUCGACUCUCCAACGCUUGCCGAAUUCGGCAAUAGGUCCGGCGGAGUAGCGAGUACCAUCAAUAAUUCUGUCUUGAAUAACGGUCAACCAGCAAUUCCAAAUGCCGGUACCCCCUAUUCGAAUUUGAUGAAUUUGAACAGCCAAUAUGCUUCUAACUCAAACAUAUUCCAAACUGACCAGCUUGGUAAAACAAUUGAUGAGGAGAGCUUCAAGUUCACCCCGAGGUGUUUGACCCCGCUAAAUUUCGAUAUCAACCAAUCCUCGCAACAAAUGGGUAAUCUCUUGAACGCCACAGCUAGUGACAAUUUGGGUCUUGUCAAUGAAUCGAUGUAUGGUUCGAUGUUUGUCACUCAAAAGAAGGACCCCAUCCAAAGGGGUCUUGACUAUGAUGCUGGAUUGCAAAUGUUGGGCUCGAAUCAGCAAGAACAACCAGAACUCCAACAACAGGAGGGUUAUAAGGAACCUCUAACUGGCUUCCGAAAGAAUAUACACUAUACCACACUGAGUAGUCCUAUGGAUUCUAACAGUUCUUUAUCGCCAUAUCAAAGAAAUAGUUUGCUAAGUACUGAAGAUUACAUUAAUGCACAGCAAACCAUUGACACUAAUCAAAGUGAUAUAACUUAUUCAAACUCAGGAUCAGAUAUUUAUAAUAAUAAUGCAACUAGUACUAUUGGUGAAUUAGGUGAGAUUUAUAAAGACCGCAUCUUAUCGAACUUAUCUGACAUGGAUCUGUUUGUUGGCGACUUAAAAGAUAAUUACAAUGCAGCAUUACCAAUGCCACUACUACCUUCACAGACAUUUGAUUUUAGAUUUAGAGAUAACAACGAAGAUAACAUUAAUUAUGCAAACAAUAUCAUCAACAACAGUAACGAGGGCAACCAUUACAGUAAUGACAAUAAUAACAAUGAUACUAACAGUGAUAACAAUAAUGAGAACAAUAAUGAUAACAACAACAACAACGACAAUAACGAAAGUAGUAAUAAUAACAAUAAUAUUAACAAUGGUCAAUACCCGGAUGGCAAUGAUGAAGGUGCCUAUUAUGAUGGCGAAUAUACCAAGAGCCCAAUUGUUGGUAACAAGCGCUCUAAAUCAGUCGCUGUCUCCUUGUCUCCAAACACGGUGGGCGAAGAAGACAACUGUCUGAACAGAAACCCAAGAAAAAGAAGAAAUACUGUUGUAGUACCGCCAUCUACACGUGUGAUGCGCAAACGUACUAAGAAGGCUGCAGAAGAAGAAGAACUACAUGGAGCUAGCGGGGAAGAAGAAGGAAGUGUAGGUUUCCACGAUAAUCACCAUCAUCACAGCCACUCUCAUCACUCGGAUAAGCAAUUCAAGUGUACCCAAUGUUCUAGUUCUUUUACUAGGAAAACCAGAUUAACUGAACACAUGAACAGGGUCCACCUGGGGAAAGUGUACCAUUUUGAGUGUGAGCAGUGUGGUACCAGGUUGUCAUCAAAGGAAAACCUUACUAGACAUUCAAUUGUCCAUACAGACAAAUUCAAAUGUCAUGGUUGCGAUAGACGAUUCGAUAGAAGCUACAGAUACCUGAGACACAUUGAAAAAUGUAGUAGACUACACUGA
Pichia kudriavzevii is the source of this 1626-nucleotide messenger RNA. RefSeq lists its product as uncharacterized. The coding region runs from base 1 to 1626 and encodes 541 amino acids. NCBI's taxonomy places the organism in Eukaryota, Fungi, Ascomycota, Pichiomycetes, Pichiales, Pichiaceae. The record is from RefSeq and is a predicted model, not a curated record. Gene Ontology annotation, molecular function: sequence-specific DNA binding; DNA-binding transcription factor activity, RNA polymerase II-specific. Gene Ontology annotation, cellular component: nucleus. The transcript has a single exon. Gene Ontology annotation, biological process: regulation of transcription by RNA polymerase II.